This is a messenger RNA of Lineus longissimus, 1808 nucleotides long. Its product is annotated as 26S proteasome non-ATPase regulatory subunit 5-like. Gene Ontology annotation, biological process: proteasome assembly. Gene Ontology annotation, cellular component: cytosol. The coding region runs from base 2 to 1513 and encodes 503 amino acids. The record is from RefSeq and is a predicted model, not a curated record. The transcript is spliced from 6 exons. Lineage: Eukaryota; Metazoa; Nemertea; Pilidiophora; Heteronemertea; Lineidae.
UAUGGCGGACGUAAACAUGCUGUCUGCAAUUUUGGACGAUUUGUCCAACUCUGAGGACACUUUAUCCACUUUAUUGCAGCUUAAAACUGCCCUAGGUGCAAUCAACCCAUCUCAACUGAAAGAUGUGGUACCGAAUAUCUCAUUUAGUGCUCUAUUUGACUGUGUCAACUCGUCUGAUAGUGAACAGAUAGAAGUCUGUUGUGAUAUUCUUGACAAGCUUCUUUCACCUCUUCAUCCAGCUGUCAUUCUACAGCAGUUUCAAGAUGAGUUCUAUCAAGCGUUGUCUCACCCAGUGCCAAGGGUCCGUCUUCUUUGUACCAAACAGGUCUUACGUGCCUUGGGUGUGUCAUUUCAAGAAGUCAUCUCCAACCUUGAUCUGUUUGUGAAGAUGGUGAACCUUCUCAGCGACCAGAACCUCGGGGUGGCAGAAAGUGCCGGGGCAGUCCUGACACGACUUGGGGAGACAGAGGAGAGUCUGGAUGUGCUGUUCUCUGGGACGGUGGUUGAGGAGAUGAACGCAGUAUUGGAGAUGAAGGACGAGUUUAGAUACAGGAUGUUUCAGGUAAUAUCUAAUGUGGCCUGCUCCUCUCCUGCUGCGCUGUUGAAGUGCUCUGCAUCCGGACUCCUUCAACACUUACUUAAUGAUCUUUACAAAGAUGACAUCCUUGUGCAACUCACUUGUCUUGACCAGCUCUCCAACCUCUCCAUGUGUGACCAUGGCCUUCAAUACCUGGCGGAAAAUGGCACUGUAGAGAAAUUGGAGAACAUGAUGGGGAUGUUGGAGACUGAUGCCCUGGUCUCGUUCCUCUUACCUGGCCUGGUGAAGUUCUUUGGAGGCAUCGCCCGUCUUCACACAAAAGAAGUUUGUGACAGGAAUAGUGCAUUUUUGAAGACAGUUUUCCACCUCGUGACAGGAGGAGAUGAAACUCUCAUGACCAUUGCCAUAGAAACCAUUGGAUUUAUUGGAAAGUCAGUCGAAGGAAAGUUAGCGUUGGAAAGACAUAGCUCCCAAAUGAAGAUGGUGAUGAAGAAGAUUGGUAUUGUCAUCAAGGAUGCCCCGUCACAUGUCCGAGCUAAAGCUCUCAACGCCAUCGUCGACCUGCUCCAUGUCCGGCUCGAGGACCAAACGAACGAAACGUCCAGUGUGACAGAAUCUUGGUUCAAUAGUCUCGGCAAUCGACCCAUGGAACAGAUCAUGUCAAUAAGCACUCAGCCAUUUGCAGACCUACGCUACUCCACUUUCAAUAUCUACUGCGUGAUGGCGCUGCAAGCUUGGGGACAACAAACCAUGAACAGUUAUCCAGGUUUCAAUGAAUAUCUGUUGGAUCGAUCAACAGAAAAUGAAAAAGUCGGCAAGGAGUUGAAGUACAAGAUUGUGCGGACAUUAGUUGAGUCGCCGACUGCGGCGGUCAUUUAUGGUCAGCCAUAUUUUAUGAAACUGCGGGAAUAUCACAGAGAAGGUGCCUUCUAUGUGCGGGCGCAGGCUGAGGUGGUGAUGGAAGGAGCAUCCUAAGCCAUCAGUGACGAUAUUUGUAUCAAUGUGUUCAGACUUUUGCAUUAUUAAAUUUUGCCAAAUGACGGUCUCUAAUGUCAAGUUCCAGUUGAAAGCACCAGAUAUACUGUGCGACUGCUGUUCAUUUGCAUGUUUUGAUUUGAAGUGCCCGCUCAGCUUACUGGAAGACAUUUCUGCAAAUUGAGAUUGUCAGACUUUAUCUUCUGUAGACCCCAACUGUUCAGGUCUAAUGAAACUCUCUUUAAUCAGUUAUCAAUCGGUUUAGAUGAGAUGAAAUAAAGACGUUAUCAUUGAA